CAAUUGAAUAUUGAAUUCUAUGAGAAAUUAUUUGCAAAUUAGUUCAGAUUAGUUACAAAAAAGAACAAAUUGAAAAAUCUAAAACGUGAUCUCCAUAAUACAGAACGAAUCGUGGAAUUUGAAACUAUCCUGCGAAAAUUGGAAUCAGCCUGCCAAACCAUAGUAGCACGAGGACCUGGAAAGAAACUAUUAAAUUUUGAGCUGCUACUAAAAACUGCUCCAAAAUUGUGGUGCAUUUUCCAAGGUAAAGCCGAACAAACUCAAGAUUUAAUAUACGGAUCAAUCCUCAAACACCAUGGUAAAGCCUGGGAAUUUCACAUUGAUGUUCCAAUACAUCGGAGAUUAUUGAAGAUAUGGUGGGAUGUGACGCGUGCGAUGGCUGGUUCCACUGCCGAUGUGUGGGAACUACGCCAGAAGCCCUCGAAGACCAAGAAAAGUGGUUUUGCCCGUCAGACUCCUGCCAGAAGGUGGGAGAAACGUACUAUAAAAAGUUGAAGGAAGUUAAGGAAGGAGGGAAGCCGAAGGAAAUUCCUGCAACGGAUGACCUAUCAGACAAGAGAAGCGCCAAAUCCGAGCACCAAGGCGGUAUUACUCUCGACAAACGUCUCCAUGCGCUAGAGAAGGAACAUAAAGCCAAGGAAAGGGAGAUGGAAAAUGAACGAAUCGUAAGAGAAAAGCGUAUUGAACUGGAUCGAUUAUUAAGGGAAAAGCAGCGAAAAAUCGAUAAUGAGCUGAGGGAGAAGGAAAUGCAGCAGGAGAAGGAAUUCUUGGAACAGGAACUGCAUGAUGCAAAGGCUCAUGCUCACCGUAUGCAAGAGAUGCGGCAGUCGUAUAAAGAUGCGAUAAAAGGCAUAAAAAGACCUUCAGCGAAUCCAGGAGCGAAGGAAGAAGGCGAUGACGAGGACAGUGUCGAUGAAGAUGAGGAAACCGAACGCAAGUCAGAAAAAUAUGAACAGGUGAAUGAUACACGACGAAUGUCGAAUAAUGAGGUAAUCUCAGACGGGCUGGGGCCCAACUUAGCUAGUCCAACGAAAGCACAAUUGGCAGCACGAAAUGCGAUUUCCAGGAAACUUCCAAUUUUUACCGGAAAACCUGAGGAAUGGCCAUUGUUUGUCGGCAGCUACGAAGCCUCUAAUACAGCCUGCGGCUUCAACGACGUAGAAAAUUUAGUCCGAUUGCAAGAGAGCUUGAAGGGCCCUGCAUUAGAGAGCGUUAGGGGGCAAUUGCUUCUGCCAAAGUCAGUGCCUAAAGUAAUGAGCAAACUCCGCCAACUCUAUGGACGUCCAGAGCAAAUUUUACAGAAAGUGAAACGAUUGGAUCCUCCAAAGGCAGACAAAUUGGAGACAUUCAUCCCAUUUGGAAAUGAAGUGGAACAACUAUGCGACCAUAUUGAAGCGGCGGACCUUCAGCAACACUUAAUUAAUCCGCUUUUAAUCCAGGAAUUGGUCGACAAACUGCCUGAAGGUGACAAGCGAGAAUGGAUUCGCUUUCGAAACAAAGAGAAAACGGUGACGUUGAGAACAUUAUCGGACUUCCUCUCCCAGAUUGUGUUGGAGGCAUGCGAGGCAAACGUGAGCUUCGACUAUAAACCAGCAUCCAAAAGUAUGUCCAGUCAGGUGGCAAAGGGAAGGAUCCGGGAGAAAGGAGUCCUUUUCAAUCACAGCAUGUCUGAGAAUCCGGAAAGUGAUUUAACAAUCGUCGACAAAUUAAAGCCCUGCAAAAUGUGCAAAUGAACGGAUCAUCGACUUCGUUUUUGCCAGGACUUUAAAGCGUUGGAUUUUGAAAACCGCAUGAAGUUGGUGGAGAAGAGCAAACUUUGCCAAAUAUGCCUAAAUGAUCAUGGAAACGCUUUCUGCAAAUUUAAAAUCCGGUGCAAUGUAGGCGACUGCCGUGAGCGCCAUCACCCGUUAUUGCAUCCACCUGAAAGCGCGAUGGUUAUCAAUACGCACAUUCAUACA
Molecule: messenger RNA, 1958 nt
Organism: Toxorhynchites rutilus septentrionalis
Lineage: Eukaryota; Metazoa; Arthropoda; Insecta; Diptera; Culicidae
Exons: 3
Coding region: 354-1733 (459 amino acids)
Source: RefSeq, a predicted model, not a curated record